This is a messenger RNA of Lactuca sativa (garden lettuce), 2133 nucleotides long. RefSeq names its product purple acid phosphatase 15 (gene PAP15). Gene Ontology annotation, molecular function: acid phosphatase activity; metal ion binding. The record is from RefSeq and is a predicted model, not a curated record. Lineage: Eukaryota; Viridiplantae; Streptophyta; Magnoliopsida; Asterales; Asteraceae.
AAAGGUUCAGUCUUCAAUAAAAAUGAGUCACAAACGGCAAGCAACCGUCGAUGGUUACGAAGACGCCACGCCACUUCUUCCAUCUUUCUCGACGUGAAAUCGGAGAAAAAAGUAAUAAACAAAACAGCAAAACCCCGUAUGUAAUUGGCUGCGGUGGCUGAUCGGCACCCAAAUCGAAGAAAGUGUCAUUUUCUACAACGCAUAAAGAUUCCAAGUAAUAUUCUUUAGGAUAUGCCGAUAUGACAUCAAUCGAACUUUAAAACCACGUAGACCUCCACAUUCCACCUUCGAUGUAGGAAAAUGGUGUUCAAGAGAGAAGGAGGGAGUGUGAUUCUGAUUGGGUUUUAUUGUUAUGUGUUAAUUCUUUUGGGUUUUGUUUUCGGCGGUGAGAUCGUCAAAGGUGACGGUGGUAUUCCGACCACUCUUGACGGACCUUUUACGCCGGUGACGGUGCCACUGGAUGAGAGUUUUCGUGGGAAUGCGGUGGACUUGCCGUCCGAUGACCCUCGUGUCCGGAGAACUGUUAACGGGUUUCAACCUGAACAGAUAUCGAUUUCUCUUUCCACCACCCAUGAUUCUGUUUGGAUUUCUUGGGUUACAGGUGAUUAUCAAAUUGGUGACAAUAUAAAACCCUUAAAUCCCGAAAGCGUAGCUAGUGUUGUAGAAUAUGGGAAAGUAAAAUCUAUGAAGAAACAAACACAAAAAACAGAGGGUUACUCUCUGAUUUACAAUCAGCUAUACCCAUUUAAAGGCCUUCAAAACUACACUUCUGGUAUCAUCCACCAUGUUCAACUUACAGGAUUAUCUCCAGAUACUGUUUAUUACUAUCGAUGUGGAGAUCCUUCGAUUAAAUCAAUGAGUGGUGUUUUUCAUUUCAAGACUAUGCCUGUUUCUAGCCCUAAAAAUUACCCCAAAAUAGGAAUCGUGGGUGAUCUUGGUCUUACUUAUAAUACAACAUCAACAGUGAGCCACCUCAUCCAAAACCAACCUGAUCUUGUGCUUCUUGUAGGAGAUGCAACUUAUGCUAACUUGUAUCUAACAAAUGGCACUGGUUCAGAUUGCUAUUCUUGUUCAUUCUCAAAUACUCCUAUUCAUGAAACUUAUCAACCGCGUUGGGAUUUCUGGGGAAGGUUUAUGCAGAGAUUAACAUCUAAAGUACCAAUCAUGGCUAUAGAAGGUAACCAUGAAAUCGAAGAGCAAGUUGACAACACAACAUUUGCAGCUUAUAGUGCACGAUUUGCCUUUCCAUCUAAAGAAAGUGGCUCCAAAUCUACUAUGUACUACUCCUUCAAUGCAGGAGGAAUACACUUCAUAAUGCUUGGUGGCUACAUUGCUUAUGACAAAUCAUCGGAUCAAUACAAGUGGUUGCAAAGGGACUUGGCGAAUGUCAAUCGAGAAGUGACACCAUGGCUUGUUGGUGUUUGGCAUCCACCAUGGUACAACACCUAUGUUUCUCAUUACAAAGAAGUCGAAUGCAUGAGGGUAGCCAUGGAAGAACUACUAUACAAUGCCGGCGUCGAUAUAAUUUUCAAUGGUCAUGUACAUGCAUACGAACGAACAAACCGAGUGUACAACUACACGUUGGAUCCAUGUGGUCCGGUCCACAUAACGGUGGGAGAUGGUGGCAACAGAGAAAAGAUGGCGGUCAAACAUGCUGAUGAACCGGGCAACUGCCCAGAACCCUCCACCACGCCGGAUUCAUUCAUGGGUGGUUUUUGUGCAACUAAUUUCACAUCAGGUCCAGCAUCCGGGAACUUCUGUUGGGAUCGACAACCUGAAUAUAGUGCUUAUAGAGAAAGUAGCUUUGGGCAUGGGAUUCUUGAGGUGAAGAAUGAGACACAUGCUCUGUGGACAUGGCAUAGAAAUCAAGACAUAUAUAAUGAGUCGGGUGAUCAAAUAUUUAUUGUUCGUGAGCCUGGAAGAUGCCCUGUUGUUAAAGCUAAACCUACACUCAAGCUUUGGAGAUCAGCAAAGUGAAGCUUGUUGUAUCUGUUAGGGUUCUAAAACAGAUUUGUAUAGCAUAGAUUGUAAGAUGGGUCGAUCACUCGACCCAUGAUUUGUUGUUUGUUUGAAUGUUAUCGGGAAUUUUUAGUAAGUUGUGAGUGAAUCUGGUGAUAGAUUUCUUCGGUUUCA